Bombina bombina (fire-bellied toad) is the source of this 984-nucleotide messenger RNA. Its product is annotated as olfactory receptor class A-like protein 4. Gene Ontology annotation, biological process: sensory perception of taste; G protein-coupled receptor signaling pathway. Lineage: Eukaryota; Metazoa; Chordata; Amphibia; Anura; Bombinatoridae. Gene Ontology annotation, molecular function: G protein-coupled receptor activity. The record is from RefSeq and is a predicted model, not a curated record. Gene Ontology annotation, cellular component: membrane. Bases 1 to 984 code for a protein of 327 amino acids. The transcript has a single exon.
AUGCCUGAAGUCUCAGCAUCACUCAUUGUAUAUGGGACCUUGAUGUUCCUUGGCAUUCUGGGUAAUGUGUUAGUUCUUAUUACAGUCAUAAGCAACACCUUGGAGAACAAGACACUUCCAGCUUCUGAUCUGAUACUUGCUAACCUCACAGUCAUUAACUUCCUAAUUUGCAUAUUCAGGAAUUCUGUGGUAUUUACCAACGGACUUGGCUUGGAAGUACUUUUAACCGCAAGCUGGUGUAAAUUCUUUAUGUUUAUAUGGUCAGUCCUUAGGUCCAUGAGUGUCUGGGGGACAUUUUCAAUGAGCAUUUUUCAUUAUAUUCACAUCAGUAACCAGGCUUUAAAACUAAGAAGAAAUAUCCUAUUGAAAACGAGUAAAGCCCUUGGCCUUUUGUGGAUAUUUAACUUUUUUUAUUAUACACCUGCUUUGCUGUACACAGCACAAGCACAAAGAAAUGUGACCUUUUCAGUGCAACUAGUUAGUAGCUCGACUCGACCAAUCAUGGGCUGUGUAUGGAACUUUCCAAACCCUGACUCUAGCUUGCUUUAUGUAACCGCAUCCUUGGUAAUUCAUGAGCUGAUUCCUAUUUUCCUUAUGAUGAGCACAAAUAUAAUUACCCUAUGCAUACUAAACCAGCAUUCCAAGGCAAUAGCAGUGCAGACGACUAUUAAAAGAAUGGCUUCUGAACGCAGGGCGGCCCGGAUAAUCACAGUACUUGUUAUUCUGUUUGUGAUUUGCUGGGGAACUAAUGUUCUGGCUGUCAAUGUUUACAACUUUACCCAGGGAUCUUCAUCUACACAGUUUUUGCUUACUAUAGCCAACAUUACAGGUUCUGUCUUUGUGGGCUUCAGUCCCUUGGUUCUCCUUGUAGGGCACAGCAAACUACGUGGAAAACUGAAAAAUUUACUCUGUAAAUACUGGAAUAUUAAGAUAAAACCAUCAGAAGCGGCAGCAAGUACUGUUAUUACAGUUGUGAACUUUUAG